Molecule: messenger RNA, 527 nt
Organism: Neodiprion fabricii
Lineage: Eukaryota; Metazoa; Arthropoda; Insecta; Hymenoptera; Diprionidae
Product: anoctamin-3-like
Exons: 3
Coding region: 79-501 (140 amino acids)
Source: RefSeq, a predicted model, not a curated record
UUCAACAUUGGUUCAGGGGAAAGAUGAACAAAUUUGCAAAUUUGCCACGUUGGGAAGAAGACUACUUGCUUAAAGAAAAUGGACAAUUCACUUUGUAUGCAGAGGUACAUGAAAUGGGGUUUAAUUAUAGGAUUUACUAGUGAUUUCGUACCAAAAUUGCUCUAUAAAAUGGAACAUGGUAGCCUAACGGGCUAUGUAAAUGAGUCACUGUCAAUAUUUGCAACUAAACAUUACAAAUCAACUUUAAAACCGGACACGUGUAGAUAUGUCGGUUACCGCUAUCCACCGGAUCAUCCACUAGCAUAUGAAUUAACACCGCAAUACUGGUACAUACUAUGUUGGCAAUUCAUAUUUCUCGCAAUAUUCGAGCAUUUCGUAUUUGGUGUAACAAAGUUCAUAUCCUACAUAGUGCCGAAUAUGCCACAAUACAUUAAAGAAAAAGUUCAAGCAGACCAAGAAUUUAUACGCACAUUAAGGGAUCGUACCAUUGAAAAUGAAUAAUAUGUACUAUGAUCAAUUAUUAUAAA